Molecule: messenger RNA, 9460 nt
Organism: Anguilla anguilla (European eel)
Lineage: Eukaryota; Metazoa; Chordata; Actinopteri; Anguilliformes; Anguillidae
Exons: 2
Coding region: 4848-5663 (271 amino acids)
Cellular component (GO): nucleus
Molecular function (GO): transcription regulator activity
Source: RefSeq, a predicted model, not a curated record
AGACUCGCUGGCGCUCCGCCUUUCACUGUUUUCCCCCUUCUCUGUCCCCCUGCCCCCCGCUCCUCCCCGAUAGAAAGCUGUACGGCUUAGAAGUAUACGUCAGCCAGCCAGCUCGCCUGUGCAGUUUACUUGUUUGUCAGCUGUCAAGGGAAAAGGAAUAGGGGACGUAGACAGCUGCUGUCUAUCGCUCCCGAAUAUUUAAAUUAGAUAUUUAGUUUUCGCGUCUCAGUUGUUCAUUACUCAUAUGUUAAACAAAAGGAUAUUGGAUCCGAAGAGAGGGAAGCAGACGAGUCGGUGUAUUCUGCGAUAUUAACCAUGCGCAGCAACUUUAUGGUGAAGAGUUCGAAUGAAGUGACAUUAUUACAUCCAAAAGGUAAGGUUGUGGUUGUGUUUCUUUGCGUUGGCGAACUAGCUGCCUUGUUUAUCUAGGUAGUUUUAACUGUAAAACAUUCAACGUUGUGAAACUUCUCAGAUGCAAGCUAUGUUUUCGUAAGCACAUACACAGUUAUGUAGUAGAGCGUGUAUUGUUUACGCCACUAAAAGUCUGAAGAAUCUGUUAUUGUAGCAUAUUAAGUGUACAUGCAAGAAUAAAUACAAAUAUAUGUAGCCUGCUUACAAAUCAGUGUUCUGUUGCGCUAAUGAAGGCAAUGUAAUCUGACAGAAGGUAUUAUUCCGUGUUGCAUUUUUAGCUAUUCUUAAUAAUUAUUUGGCGAGAUAUUAACAGGAGUGUUGGAGGUUUGUCAGAAUUACACAUACAUACUACAAGUAUGAGAACGAUUUCACACCCUUAGCAGGAAUAAUUGAGUUUUGUCUAGGAAGUUUAUUAACACUAGCUCAUCAAAACACAAUCACAGGAGAUUCUGAUAGUAGACUGGUGCACUUUCUACCACGAAUCAUUUUGUUAGUCAGAUUACUUGUAGUGAAAUUUAGAACUGCUUGUUGUUGUUUUGAAAUAAAUAACUUGUGAACUGUGUAUACGUUUAAUAGAAUGUGACUGCAAAGCACACAUAUUGGAACUGACAAGCGAUACGUACAUAUUUGUUCAUUAUUGUGGGUGAAGGGAUAGUUCUUAGUACACUUAAUUGUAGUGAUUGUAGGGGUAAUCAUUUAGACAUGUCUGAAUUUUUCUGGAAUUAUAAUGCAGUCAGUUAUAUGGCUAAUAAUAGUAGCAUCACCAUGGUAUUCUUUGAAUACUUCCAAAAUAGUACCCCCCCCCCCCAAAAAAAAAAAAAAAGUGAGAAAUUAUAUUUAAGCUUUUCCCAAUUAAAAAUGGGAAACUAUCACCUGUUCCUGACUGCCUCCUUACACCUUGCUUCCACUGAACGUGCAUGCAUUUAUAACUGGCUUGAUACCCCAAGUCUCCUUUGUUUUUGCAAUGUAGCUAGUGCCUAGCUAGCUAAUAGCAUUUUGAGUUAUUGAUCUGUCCUGCUGUCACUGAAUGUUGAAAAGAAGCUCCUAAAUGUUUUCAGUUCAACUAUUGAUAUAACAUGACCACUAGCUGGACCAAAUAUCAGUUUGGCUAAUCAGUUGUUUCUCUCUGUGGUGACAUUAGUUCCGAGUGCAAAAGUUGAUUUGAGAAUGUGUCAAGCCAGAUUAUGUGGCUCGAUUGCUAUGUAGGAGCUAAUAUUAAUAAAGGUAAGAAGGGUAAUGGCAUCACUCUGCUGUUUCCAUAGUUACAUAGCGAGUCUGUUAUUAACAUUAGUUGUAAAGGUACAAGAAUGAUGAUAAAGGAGUCUGUCCAAAAUGCAUCUGUUAUUAAUUCCUUCCCCUCUCUUUUUAAGUGCACCUCCACGAUGGAGGUAAAAAAUACCCAAAAAAAAGACCCCUCACCUCCCCUAAUCUUCUUCACUUCAGUUGGGGCAGGGGCUAUAUUUUCAUGCCUUUGUCUGAAAGGUGUUUGGCUUUGUAUUAAUAAUUCUGAUACAGUUCACCUUGUACUAUCCUUUCUGAUAUUACAUGUUUAACGGUUGUUGUGGUUUAGACUAUUGGGCUAAAACACUAGAGAAUUUCGUACCUUACUUUUCCAAUAACUUUGGCAGAUGGGUUAAAAUAUCUGUAGUGUAUUUGCCAAGGCUUGGAGUUCUGGCUGAUUUUUGAGCAAUCAUUCAAAACAGUAGCCUACCUUUUUCAGACAUACCUGCAUAAAUGGAUGAUUUCAUUUUACUUAGGCCUAAGUGUUACUUUGUACAUUAAAAUAACGACUCAUUAACACAUAUGUUAUGAAAUAUAUUUAUGGAUUUAUGUGUAGAUCAAUUUGUUUGAUUCAUCACACACAUGUUGUUGGAGUUAUGUGGCUCAGCUACUUUAAGUUUAUUCUCCCACAGACUGCACAUUUAUUUUAAACUUUUAAUUUAUGCGAAUAGCAAUAUAAUGUUUGUGAAUAAAAGGCCCAAUAAAAAUUAGUCUGCUUAUUGAAUUUGUGAAAAUUAGAAUUUUACUUGCCUCCUCGAAAAUACAGUUUUUGCUUCGGCUUUUAAUUGACGCUCUUAAUAAAUGCCAUUUUCACAUAUUUCCACACAGACAAUGCACCUCCUCAUGCAGCGGCAAAAACAAACCAAUAAAUCCCUGGUAUUUUCUCCUGCCGCUGCCAUUUCUGUAACUGGGAUCCGGAACAGCACUUAGUAUUCAGGCAGGGGAUGUCUGGUUGCAUGUAGCAGUGUGAUGAAUGAACCGUGGACAUAGAAAAACGCCCGCAGCAAGGAGGAGAGAAAGAAGGAGCCGCCACAGCCAGGCUUCCUGUUUACGGCCUGGAGUGCGAGCCGCGCGCACUUACUGUGGGCGGCUGGGGUGGGGGGAGCAGUGCAGAAGAAAAGCUUUGGGCCGUGUUACUUUCAGGUGGAUGGGGCUUUCUUACUUGGACAUGUUUUCGGGACAAAUGACUUAGGCGGCGCUGUCACUGUUGUCAGUGAAACACCGGGGAACUUUUGGACCAUUAUACCAAGGGUCCACAAAAUAUGUGCCGGUUCAUUUCUGAUGAACUUGUUACUUAACUUCGGGGAGUGGCAGUGGAUGGCAUCAGCGAUGUUCUGUUGACCUUUUAGAAGCACAUUGGCCCAUAUAUACACCUCCACAUAUGAAUAUUAUACAGAUAUCUGAGGACCACACAGUGAGAAGCAGGCCUUGUCCUCCCUAGCGUAGCCCUCCAGUGUAGAAUCUCCACUUUGUUUCUUGCUCUCUGUAUCACUGUCUGCAUCUCUCUUUCUUCUCUUUCCCCGGCUUCCAGCAGCCCGAGCCCAGCGGCAGCUACACUGCUGCCACAGACGUUCUGUACUCCUUUACGUAACGCUGAAAUCCUCUCUAGGCACUUUGACUGUACUCUCUGCCUCUUUUUCCCUCCCUCUCUCUCUCUCGUUGGCUGAGGGUUUUUUUCCACUCACCUCUGUCUGCUGUUGUAUUGCACAGAAAACUGGACGAUGGCAGAAGGGUGGACUUGCUGAGUGGGAUGGAUGACAGGAUCUUCCUCCUGCAUGUGUUUGUGUGUUUCUGCACGGAGAUUUAACACCUGAGCUCAUUGCGAAGAGGGGCAAGGAGGAGAGGGGGAAUGUUGCCUCAUUAGUUCUUUUUUUUAUUUGCGCUUUAAAAACAAGAAACAGAACAGAAAUAACACUAAAAAGAAACAAAUUAAUGCACAGGUGAGAGGGGCAUUCUGUGGGGGUUUAUACAAAUUAUCACGAAGGUCACAGGACGAAUAACACCUUGGAUUCAUUCUGUAGAAUAAUAAUUCUACUAUUAAAAUUAUUGGUGACAAGAAAACCUGGAAGGAGAAUGAAUGUGAUAAAAGGACAAAUAAGAAUAUUUCAGAACAUUAAUAUUUUGGCCAAUUAGAUCACAAUUAGAUUACAUUAAUUGAGAAAGUGUUCAAGGCUUUUGUUUCCAAAAGACAGACAGUGUCUCUAAAAUUAAAUAGUUUAUGUUAGAGAUGUUAAUGUUUAGUAUGGUUAAUUGUAAGCUAUAUACCGAAUAUAGAAAUGGCUGAAACUGAAAACUAUUACUGGAUGUCCAUCCAUCCAUCCAUUUAUACCUGCUUAUCCUGGGCAGGGAUCGUGGGGGGUGCUGGGGCCUUUCCCAGCAUGCAUUGGGCGAGUGGCAGGAAUACACCCUGGAAAGCCACCACAUGCAGGGCAUGAUGCACUAUGUGAAAAAUUGCAAAUGUGGGAGAUGAGGCAACGCACAUGCUACUGUAAUUUAGAUUUACAGUGCUGUGAAAAAAGUAUUUGCCCCCUUCUUGCUUACCUCUUUUCUGCAUAGCCUAUUUGUCAUACUGAAUGGUUUCAGAUCUUUAGACAGUGUAAUAUUAGACAAAGCGAAACUGAGCAAACACAUUUUUAAAAUUAUUUGUUCAUUUAUCUAAUUAAAAAAGUUAUCAAACACCCAUAUUAAACACGUGAAAUUGUAGUUGCCCCAUUAAUUACCCAAUCAACCAGUUCCACAAAUUUAAUUGGUAAUUAGCAUCAACUGAUUGGAUGCAGCCAAGCUUAAUUGCAGCCAGCCCUGUUGAAUCUAAACUUUACUCAUAUUGAACCUUACAAUCAGAGUGAAGUAGUCAUCAAAAGUUUUUACAAGCACACUAUGCCACAAUCAAAUGGAAUUUUCGAAGAGAUGAAGAAAAAGUUGUUUAAAUAUAUCAGCUGGGAAAGGGUUACAAAGCCAUUUCUAAGGCUCUCGGACACCACAGAGAGCCAUUAUUUCCAAAUGGAGAAUGCUUGGAACAGUGGUGAAUCGUCCCAGGAGUGGCUGGCCUGCCAAAAUUUCUCCAAGGGCCCAGCAAGAACUCAUCCAGGAAGUCACAAAAGAUCCUAGAAGAAAAUCCAAAGAACUGCAGGUGUCUCUAACCUCAACUAAGAUACAUGUUGGGGCGCGGAGUGAAGCGCAAGCUGAGCGACUGCGAGGAGGCGAUGGGGGCGAAGGACCCGGCGCUGGACCUGCCCUACAUGCAGCAGCGGCAGCUGGUCCUGAACCUGUGCCUGGACAAGCUGCAGAGCUGCCACACUCGGGCAGAGCCCAGCCUCCACCGCGCGGUGCUGCUGGCCAACACCCUGCGCCAGAUCCAGGAGGAGAUGCGGCGGGAGGGCUGGGAGCCGCCCGCCGCGCCCGCCCCCUCGCCCCCCCACGCCGCCACGCCGCUGCACACCCCCAGCUUGCCGCCCGUGCCCUCAGACUGCCUCGCCGGGGACGGCUCCGCUGCGGACUCUGACACCAGCCUGUGCCCACCACCCUCCCUGCUGAGAGAGGAGGGUGGCACGCAGGGGGAGAGAGGGCCACCAGCCUGCCCGGGCUGCACCGAGAGCGAGGGGCAGAGCGUCUCCUCUUCCUCGUCCGCCUCUUCGUCAUCCUCCUCCUCCUCCUCCACCUUCUCCACCCAACCAGAGGAGAGCAGGACACCAGACUUGCUGUUCAGCUCCUUUGAGAUCACAAACUCAACCAGCUAUCUGACAGAUCUGGCCUUUGAUGACAUCUUUGAGGACAUUGACACCUCCAUGUACGACUGCUCUGACUUCUCCUCUGUCCUGGCGUACCCCCCACUGAGGGCCAACGGUGCCACCCCUGCAGCUGACGAUGGCCUCAAGUCAUUCCCUAGCUGUACCACAGCCAGCACCCUGCAGCUGUGUCUCACAGACCUGAACGAACUGGAUCACAUCAUGGAGAUCCUUGUGGGGUCAUGAGUAACCUGGAUCGCAUUAUUUGGGGAUCCUUGUGGGGUCAUGAGUGACCUGAAUCGCAUUAUUUGGGGAUCCUUGUGGGGUCAUGAAUGACCUGGAUCGCAUCAUGGAGAUCCUUGUGGGGUCAUGAAUGGCCUGGAUCUCAUUAUUUGGGAAUCCAUUUGUGGUUGUGAAGGACCUGAAUGACAUUGUGAAUCUUAGUGUGGUCCUGAAAACCUCCUUUUUCUCUAUUGUUUCUAUUUUCAUAAAUGUAUUUGGGGUGAGAACAGCAAAAUUGUUUUUAAAAAUGUGCUAUUUAUUUUUAUACAAAUCUAACACAAUAUAUUUAUAUAAAAAGACAAAUACAGAGACUUGCCUGAUGCACACCUACUGUAGAAUGAAACACAAGUGUGGUGAGAGCUGAUGCAAUGUUUCUUACAUUUAAAAAUGUAAAGACUACAGCGAGAAACACAAAGUAUUAUCAUUAUCAGCUAUUUUACUGAACUUUCGAUUGCAUUUGACAACAAAAUUAUAGCCUUACAUGCAGCUGCUCGAUUGAAAAUGAAUUGGAAAAAAAUCAACUUGUGUAAUAAGGCAAUGCCUUCAGCUUUUUCAACUGAAAGUUGCUUAUUUUUGUAAAUGAAUUUUUAAUAUGUAUUUCUAAACCAUUAUAAUGUCCUUUAAUGGAUUUGAUUCCAUCAUGAAGUCCGUCAUGAUAGCAACAUUAAAUAUAUAAUGCUAACUCUACCUCUUGUUGAUCUGCAUUAAGCACACUGUUUCUCAGCUUUUGGGCUUUACACAAAUUCUUUGAUAUCUAGUCCUAGCAGUUUAAUGUACUUUUAGUGUUUGUACUGUUUUAAAUAAUACAUAGAUACUGGCGAUUAUUUAUAGUUCUCUAAGAUUAUUUAUAGUUCUGUUUGCUUUCAGACAGGAUACACACAGCAUAGCAGUGUUUUGGGAUUUUAAUGUAGAAGACUGAUACAAGUCCUCUGGUCUCUAUUAGCAACAUCGCUCUGCCACUCAACACGGGUCUGUACAGAGCAGAGAGACGACUCAUUUGAAUGGUACUUCCAAAUACAAACAGCAGUGUGUACACAGCAGUCGUAUAAGCCUGUUUCUUUAUACUCCUUAGCUGAUUUUUUGCCCCUCUUGUUUUUGGUCUCAGAGAAGUCAUUGUCCCGGGAAAUUUUAUGAUGUAUCUGUUCACCACUCAGUUACCUACAUCAUCUUUAGCACAUGACGAUUAAAAAGCAGAAAGAGAUUUGAGUUAGGUAUUAGCGGCAUCCUCAAGUGCUUGGUUCUGGCUCAAAUGGGUCUGCCCACCUAUUCAGUUUGCCUGAAAUCUGUUGCAAAAACAUUGAAAAACCAUGUUGUUUUCAUUUAAUCCCUAUGGUGGAAAACAGCACCAAACUGUAAAUUUCAGUCUUCCUCCCGUCCAUCCUUUACUCCCACACUACCAAGGAGUGAUGCUCAUGUCCUGUAAUUUGGCGAGCCGUUUGCACUAAGGCUGUGGGCACAUGGAGGUACUUGCCUGUGGAAAUGAGCGUUCCGCUUAAGCUGCUGUGUGCACUGAAGCCCCCCCUCCCCCUCCCCCUCCCCCUCCUGUGGAAGACCCAUCAUUACUAUUCAUAGCCUGCCACCAGCCAAUCAGGUGAGGUGUGGGCGGAGUGUGAGCCCCCCUUUGUUAGAUUGGAAAAACACAUUUUAGCAACGAGAUUAAGAUUCUAUCCACAGUUAGACCCUUGCUUUGCCUUACCUUACCUGUCUUCAAUUUUAGGAGACUAUUUACACUUAAUAUAAUGCAAUAGAUUCUGCAAAAGAAGCAAUUCAAUCUUUAUCAUUAUAUUACUCCAAAGGUUGUCUAUCUAGGUUACUAUUUACUGUACAAUGGAACUAAUCAUGUGCAUUUCAAGUUAAGUGCAGUAUGUUUUUCUCUGAUGUGUGAAUAUUGUGGCUUAACAGAACUGAAAGACGAGAGGAAAAGGGAGUGUCCUGCGCUAGUUAGACACCAUAAAGCUACUGGUGCCUCUUCAAACACUGAAUGCUCUGAUGUUUCCACUUUCCACCCUGGCUGACCACAAACAAGCACACCCAGCCAUUCAUUUUAUUAUGAUAUGAGCAGGAAUUAUACUUCUGCGUGCUGGCAUGUGAAUCGGACCCACUUUUCGUUUUCUUCUUUUUUCCUGAGAUCGUUUUUUCACUGUAGAUACUGUAUUAUUUAAGGAAACAUACUGUAAACACAAAUAUGAAACCAUUUCAUAUCUAAAAUGUGUUAAGAUCACAUUACGGAUAUUUUUUGACUAAUGUGGCUUUGUCUUGUAUGUAAAAUCACUUAAAGAUUUUAUUAAGCUUUAUAAGCUUUUUGUUGUGUGUAUAUUUGUAUUUAUACAUCUUGUAUUUUAUGUUUGGUUUUAUUUAAAUAUUAUCAUGGCAGUUAUUUGAAAUAAUAUAUUGCAUUAAUUUAAUGAAAUCUGAUCAGUAGGUUUUGUCAGGCUGUACAGAUUACUGGUGCCAGCAGUUCUCACUCCUGCCGAACCUCUUCACAUGUAAAAAUAUAUAAUUGAAAGGUAAAUCUGUUUGUAAAUAUUUAUUUUGCAGUCAAAUUCAGUGAGUUUUAGUUCAUACUCAUUUCAAACGUAUGUAGCACUACUGUCUUUGAAGAGGAAAAUAAAUGUCUGUAUCAGGCCAUUGUCAGGCAGCUCUUCAAACAUUUUUUUUUCACUCAACAGUAACUUGACAAACCACUCUUUAUUACCUGCCAUUGGUAACAUGGCUGAAGCAGCAUAUUAUUUAUUAUUUUAAUGCAUUUUUUUCCCCCAGAAUUAAAAUAUUAAAAUGAAGUACCCAGUGAAGCACAGUGGACCUUACAUCUGGUUUCUAAUCAAAUGGACAGGCCCAGUUCCUCUAGCAAGAACCCUUCGGGCAAUGUAACCCACUACUACUAGUAGAUACAGUACUAGUUUGAGGCCCAGGUCCACCCUUUUGCCUCUGCAACCUUUAAUUUCUCUCUGUUUGCGAUUUCUUGCUGCAGCUCCUUUACAUACCAUUCUCCGUGUUUGUAUUUUUUAAAAACUCUUGCUUGUUUCUUUUUUCAUAGUUGGCUUUCGAAGAGAUUGUCCUUAAAGAUGUCAGUAAGUUAACAAUAUCUGGUGCUUGUUAAGUUUUCAUACCAAGAUCAGUAUUACUACAAGAAAGUGUUUAGCUUUUACGUUCAGCAGCAGUUAUCUUUAAAAGACUAUGGUGUAUACCUGGAAAGCACUGAGACCAUUCAAGUGGGGCCACUAAAAUUGAACCUUGAGUACAGUAAGGUCAGAAAGCACAUCUUGCGAGCCUUUGGUUUGUACAAUCAUAAAUUACUUGAGAUCUUGCGACUUACUCAAAAUGCUGUAAAGAUGACUGCUAAAGUUUCACUUUCAUGUCCUAAGUGCAAUAUGAACACAUUUUCAUGUUAGUGGCAAGUCCAGAGCUUAGUUUACUAUGCCUUUAUCCUAUCGGUUUGCAGCAAACACUGUCCUUUACUAGCCACACUCAACUCUGUGUUGCUUGGUAAAUGCUAUAUUAUAUUUAAGCAUCUAGCUAUAUAUUAAAUGGGCAACAUGAAUGACUUGGACCAUAAAACUGCAUUGCAUGAUAAUUCAGAUGUCUUUUUUUUAUUUUUUCAAAGGGGAUUUUUCACUGGUUUAAGUUCCUAUCUGAACCUGUGUGUAUGUGUUGUGUACAUAAUUUCAUAUUUUUGUUACCAUUAUAUUCUAUGCAAUACCUUUGUAGCAGGUCUAAAUAAAAAAUAUAAAUGGAAAAUAAAAAUCUUCUCCAAGCCCUCA